Molecule: messenger RNA, 2182 nt
Organism: Esox lucius (northern pike)
Lineage: Eukaryota; Metazoa; Chordata; Actinopteri; Esociformes; Esocidae
Gene: ttc19
Product: tetratricopeptide repeat domain 19
Exons: 10
Coding region: 77-1306 (409 amino acids)
Biological process (GO): mitochondrial respiratory chain complex III assembly
Cellular component (GO): mitochondrial inner membrane
Molecular function (GO): protein binding
Source: RefSeq, a predicted model, not a curated record
AUCAACUGUCAUUUGAUUUCCGGAAGUGACGAUUUUGGUCGGGAACCAAAACCUACUUAAUUUCGCUGUAUUAAAAAUGGCGCUACCCACUGUCAGUCGUGUAGUUUUUGCAAAUAAGCGUGAAAUAAAACACUGCAUUUCAAAGGGAUUACGCAACUUGUCUUUAAGUAGUCAAAUUCAUGAGAGCACCCAGUUAAUGCAAUGCCUGAAAACUGCGACUUGUCAAUCGAAUGCUGUGCAUACUAUUGUGAACAGAAGGUCACAGCUGUCUUACAGCUGCGAAAGCAAUCAGGGUGGAAAAAGCCGUAGUAACUGGACUAAUGUAAUGUGGAGUGUAAUUGCGUUCUCCUUCUUCGGCAAAGCAGAGGAAGAGGACACCCGAACUGAAGCCCAAAAAAAGGAAGAUGAGAUCAUUUUACUUUUGAAAAGGGCCAAGCUCAGUAUGAUGCGUGGGCAACUGCAUGGAGCCAGCGGGUUCCUCCACCAGGCCAUUGCCCUGGCCCAUCAGACCCACAAUAACCAAGCCAUCAUCUACACCUACAGCCUGAUGGCAAACCUUGCCUAUGUCCAAGGUCAGUUGGAUAAUGCAGAGAAACUUUUCAAAGCAGCCAUGAGCUUCAUGUUGUCUGGAGGAACGCCACAGGAUGAUAAUGGAGUCAUUGAGAUGUCUUUGAAGCUUGCUACGAUAUAUGCUGGCCAGAACAAGAGUGAGUUGGCAGAAACUGGCUUCCAAUUUUGCACUGAAUCCCUCGAAUCCAAGUUGGAGAAAUUCCAGGAGCUUCCGGCUGAGGAACAGUCAGAGGAGCUGAGGAAGGAGACCAGGCUCCUGCUCGGCCUGACCCUGGACUCCCACGCCCGCUACAUGGCCGCCACUCACCGGCUGAGCCGGGCGGCGCUGGAUUACCGGCGAGCCUUGCAGAUCUGCCAGGAGGAACAGGGAGAGACUCACCCUCAGUCCCUGGUGCUGCUGAGUGACCUGGCCACAAUUCUGGACCUGCAGGGUCGCCACGAUGAGGCUCUGCCCUUGGUGAAACAGGCGGUGGAGUUGAGCCGGGAGGCCGGACACCCGGACCAGCAUGUGCUUCUGGGAAACAUGGCGGGUGUCCUAAUGCACAAUGGCCUGUUUGAGGAGUCUGUGAAACUGUACGAGGAGGCCCUGGUUCUGGCCCAGUCCGUAGGAGACGAGGAAGCUGUAGAGCAGAUCCAGGAGGGGUUGAAGGAGGUGGCAAACAGGAGGAAAGCACAGGAGGCGGAGGCGCAAGCAGCCAAGACUGAGACCGAAGACUCCAAGAGUGGCACCAAUUGAUGAAUCGGAUCUUUAAAGUGACCCCCAGCCGUCUCCCUGACUGACCUUUUACCUUGUCUGUGUGCACAUCUCAUUGGACAGAGAGCAGCUGGAUGGGUUGGUGUUACUGUGUAGGAAACAUGGCACAUAAAAGGGGUAUUCAGCUUUCCUCAGGGAGGUCCAGAGACUGCUGUGCUCUUCUACCUGUUUCCCAGGUCUAAAUCAGUCCAUGAUUAGAGGGGAAUGUUUGAGGUGGGGGGGGGGGGGGGCAAUGGAACAGGCUUCAGGGUCUGGAGUGUGAUAUACUACGCUGUAACUCCGAAAGAGAAUGAGAAGUGCAAAAACCCAUCCGUUCCAAAAUGUCUUAGAAGCAGUCUUAGAAUUCUAAUAAAAAAGUGUUUAAAAUAUCUUGGAAUGGGCAUGCAACAACCUCGUCCACAGAAGUCUGUGAUGUUUUUGUCUUCACUGUGUGGAAUCUCCCUCCUUUAAUGUGGCGUCCGUUUUGUCGUCGGCCUAUUUUCAAGACGGAAGGGUAAAGUCUCCGGGAUGGAGGAGGACUCCGUCCUGUCAGAGGAAAGUUGUCGACGUGUGUUGCGCUAGAAUACUUUAUGGUCACAUUUGAGCAGGCUCUUGCACUGUUUAUUAGGGUCAUAGUUGACAGUGCAGUGCACCAUUGUGUCGACACUGUGCCACGGUUGGAAAUCCAGCCUGAACAGUGUCCUAGCAAUGGCAUGUCGUCAAACUGUAAGUUAAACCGUACAGGACUGGAAAGUGACAUAGGACUUAACAAGCGGCUCGAAGAGUGAAGUGCAAUAUUCAGAAUGUCUGCUUUUCCCUUGGUGUGACAUUGAGUUAAUAAUAAUAAUAAUAAUAAAAGACAACCUCCUGUAAAUGUAA